Molecule: messenger RNA, 476 nt
Organism: Lobosporangium transversale
Lineage: Eukaryota; Fungi; Mortierellomycota; Mortierellomycetes; Mortierellales; Mortierellaceae
Exons: 2
Coding region: 51-365 (104 amino acids)
Source: RefSeq, a predicted model, not a curated record
UUAUUAGCCAUGAACCCAUUCCACUGGAAAAGACUACCUUCUUUGAUAACAUGACGCGAGAUCGAUAUGAGGAAUAUAUGAAGGGUAUCAAUGAUAGUGAUGGUUCAGCGUAUCGAAAAAUACUCCAGACUCAUGGAGCUGAUGCAGAUGCAUUGAUCCCAGCAGCGUUCUUUCAAAUGGAUGGGCCAGAUGAAACAUGCACAUUAGAUCUAACCCCGACUCGGUCUGGUCGGUAUGUGUUGAUCAAGCUAUUGAGGUCACGAUGUUCAAAUGGACUGCAACGACCCGAGAACAUUGAUCUACAAUACCUUGGCCUCAUUGGUUUCACUGGUGCUCGCUCCUUUGCUCUUGCCAGUUUUCUGUAAUUGAAAGCGUUCAUAAACAUUCUUAAAGUAUUUUAUUACCACCACUGCCGUAUCUUUAUCAUAUCUUAAUCAUAUCUUUGUCAUAUCUUUAUCAUAUAUUUAAUACCAUCA